Messenger RNA from Neltuma alba, 1236 nucleotides. Its product is annotated as glycine-rich cell wall structural protein 1-like. The transcript has a single exon. Bases 1 to 1236 code for a protein of 411 amino acids. The record is from RefSeq and is a predicted model, not a curated record. Lineage: Eukaryota; Viridiplantae; Streptophyta; Magnoliopsida; Fabales; Fabaceae.
AUGGGUGCUAGUACUACUGCUAAGCUCACAUUCGUGGCUUUGCUUUCAUGGAGUACCUUUUGCGCUUUGAGUGGUAUUGUUCAAGGGAAGGACGUGGAUAUUCAUGAUAAUGGCUUUGUUGAUCCAAACCGAUGGAGGUUUGGUGGUGACAAUAAUGGUGAUUAUUGUUCUUAUAGAAGUUGGAGGGGCUGUGGGAGUUUCUUUGGAAAAGGUGUGAGAGAUAAUGAAGCAGCUGGCAAUGGUGGUGGUGGAGGAGAGGGUGGUGGCGGUGGCAAUGGAGUUGGUGGGGGCUUUGGACGUGGUGAGGGAUAUGGUGCAAGUGGAGGUAGUAUUGGAGGAGGAGGAGGAGGAGGUGGUGGUGGUGGUGGUGGAGGAGGAGAGGGUGGAAGUAGUGGGUCUGGCCAUGGAGAAGGAUUUGGAGCUGGAGUUGGAGUAAGUGAAAGCGGAGGUGGUGGUGGAGGAGGAGGUGGAGAAGGUGGUGGAAGUGGUACUACCGGAGGAUCUGGUCAUGGUAGUGGAUUUGGAGCAGGUGCUGGUGUUGGGGGAGGUGGUGCUGCAGGUGGUGGUGGUGGUGGAGAAGGAGGAGAGGGAGGAAGCAACAUUGGAAGUGCUGGAGGCUCAGGUCACGGUAGUGGUUUUGGUGUAGGAGCUAGCAUGGGAAAUGAAGGUGGAGGAGGUGGAGGAGGCAGUGGUGGAGGUGGUGGUGGAGGUAAGGGCAAUGGUGGAGGACAUGGUGAAGGUAGUGGAUUUGGUGCAGGUUUUGGUGUAAGCAACAAUGGAGGAGGUGGGGGUGGUGGAGGAGGAGGUGGAGGUGGCUCUAGUGGAGGAGGGGAAGGUUAUGGAAGUGGUUUCGGAGCAGGUGGGGGAAUGGGGGGCAUGGGAGGAGGAGGAGGCGGAGGAGGAGGUGAAGGCGGUGGUGGUAGGAGCAAUAGUGGUGGAGGAUAUGGUCAUGGUAGUGGCUUUGGUGCUGGUAUGGGUAUGAGCGGGAUGGGAGGAGGAGGAGGAGGCGGCAGCGGAGGAGGAGGUGGUGAAAAUGGAGGAGGAUAUGGUAGCGGGGGAGGAAGUGGCUAUGGAAUUGGGGGAGGAAAUGGAGAAGGCAAAGGAGAAAAUAUCAACAACAACAGAAAUGGAAUAGGAAUGGGAUUUGGAAUGGGAAUGGGAUUUGGGUUUGGAAUGGGAACAACAAAUGGAGGAUCUGGUAACACUGCCAUCAAUAUCAAUUCUCACAAACCCUAG